GGGAAUUUAGACUGCAGUACCCGUUUUGUCUUCUAGCCGUCACUGUUGCACAUUGUUACAGUUCCAAUAAACCUGAACUUGUUUUUUGGUACAUGAUCUCACAGUCACCACACUGACAGCGCCCACUGUUUUACAGAAACUACAUAUUUCUACAUUUUUCCAUCUUCGGCCGAGGUUACUUCACUUCAACAGAGACGUUGAACUCCUCAUGAUUCUGCUUUUUUUACGUCAUCUUUUCAGCGUCAGUGCGAUCUUUGUGUUGUCAUCACCAACACUUCCCCAUUAUGCUUCAAUUUAAAAAUGACUAAACAAGCUUUGCAAGAAACAAAGCAUGGCUCAGAGAUGAUGGGAAAACCACAAGCUAAAUAUGGGUCUGCCCAUUUCCCCCUGCGUUCAUGUAGUGUCACAGUAGAAACAGACAAUCAAAAGACAAACCAGGGCACACACACACACACACACACACACACACACACACACACACACACACGCAGGACAAAGAAACACGGGGAGAAAAUAAGGAGACAAGAGUGGGACUAAAAAUGGACAACUGUCUCCUCGCACUCGUGUUUGGUCUCCUAACGCUCGGUGGGUGCUCGGCCCGGGUGGUGAAGGUGUCUCCUGGUCCGUUAAUCCGAGUGGAGGGUCAGCCGGUUUCCAUCAAAUGUGACGUCGAUGAGUAUGGGGGACCUCGUGAGCAGGAUUUCGAGUGGAUGAUGUCCAGGGAUGCCAACGGGCAGAGGAUAAAGAUAAUCUCCACCUUCGACGCCAGCUACUCCCACCCGUCGCUCAGCAAGCGGGUGGCGUCCGGCGACAUCUCGGUGAUGCGGCUCAUGGACAACGAGGUGGAGCUGAAGAUAGCGGAGGUGAAGGAGCUGGACGCCGGUUUCUACUGGUGUCAAACGCCGAGCACCGACUCCGUCAUCAGCGGCAAUUACGAGGCUCAGGUCCAACUCACUGUCAUCCCGAACACCCUCACGGUUUCCCCCCAGACCCCGGCCGCCGUCGUCCCAGAGGGAAGCGACCUCACCCUUUCCUGCAGCGUCACCCGCGUGCUCACCCACCCCACCUACCUGUCCAUCACCUGGUCCGUGAAGAAAGGAGCGACGUCGGAGGAGAUCUUGUCAUUCGGCCCUCAGGGCGACGUCUCUACGGGGUCCAAAUUCGCGCGGCGCUACGCCGACGGAGGCAUCCGAUUGGUUCCCGGGAAGAACGGGUUGUUUGAGUUGGUGAUCUCCAGAGUGACGUCGUCCGAUGAAGGGAUUUAUGAAUGCAACGGCACGGAGUGGACGCACGAAAAUGGCGGGAAGUGGAUAAAAAUUGUGGAGAGCACGAAAGAGAUGGGAACUGUUUCGGUUACUCCGACAGGUCAGUCCCUCAGCGUGAAGGCCUCCUCAUCCUCCUCCUCCUCCUCCACGACUCUGCUCCUCCACCCCGAGAGCACGUUGACCCUCCUCUGCUCCGUCGCCGCCGACAACCUGCCCGCCCUCGCCCUGGAGGUGACCUGGCUGGCGGACGGCCGCGACCUCAUCACCAUGGAGCGCAGCGGGGUGGUGAUCUCCAACGCGUCCUCGAACGGCGCGCAGGGGAAGCGCGGGCAGGCGAGCCUGGAGCGGACGGGAGGCGGGGAAUACAGGCUGGUGGUGAGCCGGGUGAGCGCGGAGGACGGCGGGGCGUACACCUGCCGCAUCCGGGCCUUCAUCGAGAAAGGAGGAAGGAGCGUGGGAGGAGGAGGGAGGUGGCACAUGGCAUCCGAGAAGACGUCCAGCCCCGUGACGGUGAAUGUGUCGCAGAUCAAGCCGAACUUCACGCUGACCCUUGAAGCCAUCCUGAACCCCCAGGUGACGGCUGAACCCACAGAGCUGGCAUGUCACGUGACCAACAUUACCCAUUUACCUCCGGAAGGCCGACUUGGCGUCAUGUGGGAGCACACCACACUUCCUGGCAUAGGGGACGAUCCCCAGACCUCGCAUCCCAUUGGCUCCCUGGACGGCUACGGCAACCUGUUGCCGGGACCGACGUACUCUGACAGGCUGAAGAGCGGCGCUUUGUCUCUGACCAGAGUCCACCCCAACACGUUCAAACUGCGAUUCCUACGCACACAGGAGAUCGACAUGGGCCAGUACGUUUGCGCCGUGUCUUCUUGGACAGUUACCAGCCAGGGCGACUUGGUGAAGACCACGGAGCACCAGAGCUCAGCGCAGACCGUCCAGUGGGUCACCAAACGUCCCUCUCUGAACGUCGUUGCCAAACACGUCCGCGAAGCCUCCGUGGGCGGGGCUACCUUCGAGAUGAGCUGCACCGUCGCCACGGAGAACCUCGGCGAGGUGGGUUACUCGGUGCUCAUCCAAUCGCAGGAAGGCUUCGAGAGCACCGUGAGAACCAUCAUGACGCUCAGCCCUGACAACAUCAUGCAGCACGGAGGAGCCACCGACCCCAACAGGAGAGACAGUCUGGUUCUGGCAAAGACCGGUCCAGCAGAGUUUCGGUUUCGCCUGGCGGGCGUCCAGUUGUCCGACCGAGGUUUCUACUGGUGCGACAUCACCGCGUGGACCAAACAGCAGCUGGGACAAGCGUGGACCAAGGUCGCCAGCGCGGAGUCCAACAAGGUCAAGAUCGACUUUCAAGAAAACGGCCCGUCGUUCUCCAUCGGCAUCCAAUCAGACGUCAACAGUGUUUAUCCAUGGGAAACCGCCAAGCUGGAGUGUUCACUCAGCGUCUCUGGAUCCUCACCAAAGACUGACGACCUGGUGUACGAGGUGCGUUGGUUGUUCACCCGGCUGCGCGGCGGAGAGACGACGACCCAGGUGGCCAGCGUGGACCGCUUCGGCGUCGUGAAGAAAGAAGCUCGCAACUCGUCCAGCGACAUUUCUAUAGAGCGCAAAGACACGCACACCUACAUGCUGAACAUUCACGGCACUCAGGACAGUGACAGCGGCGAGUAUCACUGCAUCGCCACUCCCUGGUACCUGUCGGCCUCGACGGGAGCCUGGACUCAAGCUGGAGAACUGACGUCAUCUCGAGUCUUCCUCACAGUCCGAUUUGCUGUGUGGGAGUCCCUAAAGUUACCUCUCUUAUAUGGUGUAGCAGCCUCAGUAGGUGUGGGCAUCUUCUCUCUGGUCCUGGGUCUGGUUUGCGCCCAGUGCUGCUGCCGCAACACCGCGCACACUCCACGCUCGCGCAACAAACUGAUGGACCUGGAGAUGGACUGACAAACAGUUUCCCCCGCACCCACACACUGCAGCGCUCACAAGAAACACCACCACACACACAACAGACACACACCCAUAGACGAUUUCUGGGACACCCAGUUGUUUCCAAGCGAUGGACGUUGGGAGUGAAAUGACAAAAUCGCUUUUGGGAAAACAGCGCCUGACUGAUCAAUCGUAGGUGCCCGGGGAUUCUCCAGCUCUGCAGUGGUGGAGGAGGGGACUUAUAGGAGCACCGAUUCGGGGGGGGAGGGACUAGCCUUUGAGAUUUCGAUUUCUAUGAAGAUCUGUUGAAAUCUGUGGCGCUUCCAGUGAUUUUUACACAGAUAUUUGCUCCGCCUAAGACAAUAGCACUACAAGAACCUGUGAGGAUUUUAAUUUUUGAGGAACGGGAGGCUUCUGAGACAUCACUGCCACUUGGGAAUAAAGGACCACUAAACAGAUCUGCUGCCUCUGUAACCACCAGGAAUAACAAAUGAAGCGCUCAGGCUGGACUACUACUUUCUUCUUUUUCUUCUGAUGCCAAGGCUCGCUGCAAUGUACUCUCUAAAAGUAAAGACACACCAGCGCAACCCCUUGACUUUUCUUUUUUUUUUGGAGGAACAGAAAAUUCAAGGGGCGGUUGGGUGGUUGGAGAAGACGGAAGUUCAAUGACUUGCACCUCGACACAUCCCUGUUAAGUCUCAUGGCUGGUGUUAUUUUGUAUUUAGGCAGCCUGAGCCUGAUUUCUGCUUACACAGGCAGCAGAAAGUCUGAGAAAACAAGCGUGCUUUCCACAUGAGAGGGUAUUGCACUAGAACUACCACCCCAGAGUAUUCCUACCUUAACAAAGGACGAUAUUCACCUUUAUUCUAGUUUUAUGAAAAUUGAGAGAUUUUAAAACGAGAGACAUUUUUAAGCUUUACAAGGAGAUAUGCAGUUAGUGUGUGUUUGUGUGUGAGAUAUACUGUACAUGGUGCCAAUAUUUGAACUAACAGAGGUGUGCUUGGUUCAUAUUGCCAGACCUACACUUGAACAGCCACUGAAAGUGGCGAUCGCAAGCACUCUUCUCUUUUUCUAAAUAUUCAGAAAUGUAUCCAGCUGUUAUUUUUGCCCGAGUCUCGUGUGUGUUAACCGUGUGAGUGCUGUGCUACAGUGUGUGAGACAAAGAGUUGCAUGUACCGUUUUAUAAUGACAGUCCGAUGUCAACCCAUGAGCGACGACACAAGCCUUUUUUCCAGUGGAUGACAUCCAGAUUUUUAACAUGACUCCGAAUAUCACAGAGGUGGAGCGCGGGUGGUGCAAGAAACUCAAUCACUUUGAAAAUCGUGCAUGUUUCUUAGUUUCAGUUUUUUACUUUAGAAUAGUUAAACAAGUUUGGGAAACACUUUUCUUUGCUUCCUUUCUAAGAGUCGGGGUGUAGUUAGCCUAGCUUAGCAUAGAGACUGGAAGCAGAGGGAAACUGCUAGCCUGACGCUCACUGAUUAGCACGAUGUUUGUUUAAUCUGUACACAAACAGAAGCUACAUGCUAACUCCCGCGUUGAAUUCAAUGCGCAGACAUUUAUCUCCCAAUAUGUUGAACUAUUCCUGUAAAACGUUGCAUGAGUACAGCGAGUUUAAGGGGCAGUCUAACAUUUUGGGCCUAGCCUAGCCUAGCUUAGCAGAAAGACUGGAAUCAAAGGGAAACUGCUAGCCAGACGCUCACUGAUUAGCACGAUGUUUGUUUAAUCUGUACACAAACAGAAGCUACGUGCUAACUAUUUCUCAGUUGGGUGGAUGGAUAAAUAAAUCGUUCUGUAACAUCCCCUAAAACCAUAUAUUGUUUGUUUUUUUACAUCGUUUGUGUACAGAUUAAACAAACAACAUGCAGUGUGUUAAUUAGCAUGCGUUAAUUAGAGGCGGGCUAGCUGUUUCUCCCUGCUUAUGCUAAGCUAACACAUCCGGCAUUGAAUUCAAUGCGCAGACAUUUAUCUCCCAAUAUGUUUAACUAUUCCUUUAAAACGUUGCAUGAGUACAACGAGUUUAAGGGGCAGUCUAACUUUUUGGGCCUAGCCUAGCCUAGCCUAGCUUAGCGGAAAGACUGGAAUCAAAGGGAAACUGCUAGCCCAUCAGAAAUGAAACAAUUAGCCUUAUUUACACUUUUUUUUAUUUUAACCUUAAAGCCUUAUAAUUCUCAUUUCCACCCAUUUUACAUAACAACACAAAUGGGACUCUGAAAUAGUUGGUUUAGCUAAGCAUACUGUGUUUCUCAAAAUGUCAAACUGUUCUUUAAAUGUUGCUAACCAGAAACCAGACCGCCCUCCAAAUAAUUUGAGAUGUUUUUAUCUCGACUCUUUUAGAGUUUAUCUUGCACUGAACAGCCAACACUUCAAAACUCAAUCACCUGCUGAUUUAAGAAAGUCAGAUGUGCCCAACUUGUAUCAGCUGACAUCUGUUGAGUCUCUGUGCUGUUUUUAAUAGCAAAUGAAUCAACUGUUGAGUGAGGACGUUUUCUAUCCAAACCCAGCGGGAUCCAAGCCGACCUGUUAGGUUCGUAAUAAGAUGUGCCAGGCUGUGUUUCCUCGUUAACUAACUGGGCUUUAUUUGAUGUUUUUAAAUAGUUUUUUUUUUUUUUUUUUAAGAUAUUUUAGGCGACUUUAAUCAGAACUUCAUGAGCAAUAUGAGGAUGUAGUCAGGUCACAGCUAAAACACAAAAUAGGACAGUUGUCUCCGAAAUGGAUGUUACAAACCGCUCAAAUUGCGCUUGGUCAGGCAGCCAGUGCAGAACUUACAACGCCCAAAUCUAUACAGAUCUCUUAUUGAUGAUAGUAAAUGGGUUUAUCUCAUAAAUGCACAAAUAUACACCAUCUGGUGUCUACUGAGUUGUUCAGAUGUUCAGAUUUGGUUUCACCCAGUAAAAGACAACCUAUCGGAUACCAUAGGGAUCCCAGAUCAGUGCUGCUGCUCUGUUUUCUUCAGGUCAGGACACCGAGGGGUUCGCUUUGAGAAUACUUGUUCGGUUCUGGCCUGAUUGACGGUGACGGAUACUUCCGAAUCUUCCAAUAAGUCUCCAUGAAACCCGCUCCACAUGUACUGUAUGUGUGUGCGCCUCUCUGUGAUAGUGCUGUUGCAGUAUUCAAAUUUUACAACUAUCAUUAACACACAUACACACACACAUUCACAAUAUUUGAGCACACAGGUGAAUUAUAGGGCUCUGUGCUGAACGCUCUUAACAGUAACACACAUACAUAAGUAGCAUUGACACACACCACUCAACACGUCACUGCAAGACUUCCCCAGUGUCUUUAUUUUGUCAAUUUAUUGCAAUGAGUAUGAUGAAUCAUGAUGUUUUUUAAAUAAAUAGAUUUGUAAGAUGUA
Molecule: messenger RNA, 6543 nt
Organism: Larimichthys crocea (large yellow croaker)
Lineage: Eukaryota; Metazoa; Chordata; Actinopteri; Sciaenidae
Gene: ptgfrnb
Product: prostaglandin F2 receptor inhibitor b
Exons: 16
Coding region: 540-3209 (889 amino acids)
Cellular component (GO): membrane
Source: RefSeq, a predicted model, not a curated record